CUCAUAUAUCGCGGGGAGCUGUCCUGGUUCUGAAAACAGAAUAGCUCGCGCUUAGACUGGGAGAUGAUAUAAACGUUCACUACUGUCGUCCGAGCUACUUGCCAAAGGCGAUAUUAGGAUGCUGCCACUCAAGCUAUCGACGAGAAAAGCCGUUGUUUUCGCCUUCCUCCUCCAUGUGUGCGCUGUGCAGGUCGCAUCCCUCCCUCAUCACCAUAGGCUCAGAGGCGGGGAGUCCGAGGACCGUCAAACCGCUGCCUACCCGCCCAGUUCUGACAUGAUCAAAGCCCUGGAGUACAUCGAGAGCCUAAAGCAACGGAAAGACGGGGCCCGAGAACGAGAGGAGCCAACAAGAGACUAUGAUGAGGUCGAGAAGAUCCGAAUUCUCCUUCAGCUCGCCUCUCUCCAGGACGAAGGGGCACCAGAAAGAAAGUCUUCUCCACUUGCCCAGAGGCAGCAAGACAUACCGGCUGAGCAGCUUGUGAGAGCCUUGCUCAGGACCCUCCAGGAACAGCCUGGUGGUCCACCCAGACCGGCCCCUGUGGUGCCGUUGAACGACCGCCGUGCGCAUAGGCACCACACCGCGAACCCAGGCAGCCCCGUAAACGCACCGGCCUAUGGUGGCUUCCCAAGGCCGCACAAAAAGUAUCCGCUAAUGUUCGAAGACGAGGAAAAUAGAGACAGCGCCAAGCGCGCCUCGGAGAAUCUGAACGAACAAUACACACCUCAGAGCCUCGCCAAUCUGCGCUCAGUCUUCGAAGAGCUGGGGAAACUAUCCACCGCAAAUAACCAGAAGCGCGGAAUCAUAGACGACGACGAAGAUUUAUUGGGUUUGACGAAUCUGGCCUACGAGGACGUUGCGGGUGGGGAGGAAUGGAUUCCCGUAGAGGAGAAGGUCGAGACUGAGGAGGUGGUGAACGGGAGCCAUGAUGAGUUUGACAGGGCUCUAGAGCAGAACUAUGACGAGGAGGAGGGCGAUGAGGAAGAAGAGGGCGAAGGAAUGCAGGUGCAGCGCAGAGCCAGUCAGGAUAAAGAGGAACCAGAAGAUGAUACUAAAUUAGUGGAUUAUUAUCUGUUAAAGAUCCUGGAGAUGAGCGAACAUGAGACAGCCAAGAGGCAAGCUGGUGAUCAAAAAAAGAGACUAAUCCGCCACCCCCUAGUUGAUCCCAGGGCUCUGAACGAGCUAUUAGAGAUCUCACUCAAACUCCACAUUCCCCCGGAGGACCUUAUAGAUAUGCUAAUCACCGAAGAAAUGAGAAAAAUAGACCGUCACCAUCAAUCCACACCUCGCUACAGAACGAGCAACAAACCAAAAAUCAGAUACUACAGCCGAAGAAUCCCAGUCAAAAGCGCUCCUGAUGACAUGGACGAGGAAGAUUUCCUAAAUAUUAUUGAAAUGGAAACUAUAAGCAACGACUAUCCUGCGAGUCGGCGGCCACUCAAGAGUGUUUCUGCCCCAACCAGAGUUUCAGCACCACCCGCUCCUGCGAGAGCUUUAGCACCAGCCGCGCCUCCAGCGACUGCUCCUAAAGUCCCAACCUCAUCCGGUCGAAGGGAAAACUUAUUCAUGUCAGAACUUAACAAAAUGCCAUUUAAAAGAGAAUCAGACAACGAUGAGGAAGCGGAUGAAGAUGAGAUAACUACAUUUCUGGCGGCCAAAAUGUUAACGCAGUACCCCAGCACGAUCAACAAACGCGACACCCAAUCCCAGGCAAACGGACAGUUUCCUUACGAGCUCUACGAACAAGCAAUGAAAGAUUACUUUGACCAAGCGGACAUUGAGAAAACCGGCACACCGACAAAGAGAGCUUCCGAAGCUCACGAGGAGUUAGGUGAGCAUGCAGAGACGCUGGUGAAAGACGCGGUUCCAAAGUCCACCGCGGGACCAGAGACCGGGAAUGAAGAGCAUCAUGGAAACCCAAUUGCUGGAAUGUAGGCUCCGCUGUGUAGACGCGCUCGACUGAAGACAUCCUUUACUUAAAUAUGAAGUCAUGUUUAUACUAUCAAUAACUAUUCUGCUGGAGGAACUCCAGUUUACAUAACAUGUGUAUAUACAGUACAGGAAAUAAUAUAUAAGACUCAUAUCAGUGUGCUGGGCUAGAGGCACAGUGUGUCGGGUAUACAUCUGGGUUUGUGAGUUUCUAAUCUUGUAACAUUGUGAAAAUGUAAUUCCCUGAUAUAGGCUAGAGAUAAAGACAGUCACCGUCCUGCCUUCCGACCCUGUAACGCUGCAAGCUCUGUAAUUGUUGGAGUCUCGGUUGUUGUGGUAUAUAUGCUCAUUUUUAAACCAUUUUGUACAUGUUCAAUAAUGUGUGACGAGCUGGAGUUGAAUAAAGCAUUAGUGGUAUUAUUUUUUU
Esox lucius (northern pike) is the source of this 2354-nucleotide messenger RNA. RefSeq names its product secretogranin II (chromogranin C), b (gene scg2b). Gene Ontology annotation, cellular component: secretory granule. Bases 119 to 1933 code for a protein of 604 amino acids. NCBI's taxonomy places the organism in Eukaryota, Metazoa, Chordata, Actinopteri, Esociformes, Esocidae. The transcript is spliced from 2 exons. The record is from RefSeq and is a predicted model, not a curated record.